Molecule: messenger RNA, 1820 nt
Organism: Camellia sinensis
Lineage: Eukaryota; Viridiplantae; Streptophyta; Magnoliopsida; Ericales; Theaceae
Product: zinc finger (CCCH-type) family protein / D111/G-patch domain-containing protein
Molecular function (GO): nucleic acid binding; metal ion binding
Source: RefSeq, a predicted model, not a curated record
GUUUUAGGAGGAACGUACAAAGGGUGAGACUCUCUCUCUCUCUCUCUCACUCUCUAAUGGCGGACGAGGAAGAGAGAGUCAUGGAAGAACAAGUGGAGCUUCAACUGCAAGACCAAAGAGACUCGCUCGCGGCUCUUAAAGAUGCCCUCUCUUCUGAUCCUACCAACCCCGAUCUCCUUCCUGUUUAUGAGGAGCUUGUUCAGGCUAUCAAAGAUGCAGAGCAAUGGCUCCUUCAGUUGAAACGUGCGAGGUUGCUGCGAGAGGUGGAUUCGGUUCUAGAUAGUUCCAAGUAUGUCGCUGAUGAUGUCAAAGUGGAGCCCCUUGAUCCAACACAAGUUGAAGCAGAACCACUGGCGGAUCUAAGUUAUUCUGUUGGAUCUAAGUGUAGAUUCCGCCACACUGAUGGACGUUGGUAUGAUGGUCUGAUUUUUGGGUUGGAAGGUUCUAAUUCAGCGAAGAUUUCUUUCCUCACACCAACAUCUGAAAACAUGUUGAUAUGCAAGUUCUUUCUACAGCAGCGGUGUCGAUUUGGUACUAGCUGCCGCUUAUCACAUGGUGUUGAUGUCCCGUUAUCUUCCCUGAAGAAGUAUAUCCCCACAGUAUGGGAGCCGUCACUGGUGGGGUCCACUAUUUGGGCAGUGCCCGACAAUAAAACUGGCAUUUGGAGGGAAGCUGAACUUGAAUUAUGGGACGAUGAACUCAAAACGGGGAAAGUAGUUUUUAGAGGCACUGGAAUCUCCACAAAGCUUGGGGGUGAUGCUAUUGCUUUGUCUGAAUAUGCACAAAUGAGUGAUGAAGAAGAAAAUGACAUGAGUUCAGAACAAUCUGAUUCCAGUGACAAUGAUGAAGACAAUUCUCAGGGUUUAGGAUUCCUUGAAAGCACUGCCCUUCAGAAAGGCAUCCAGACAGAAACUGCCAUUUUUGCAAAAUGGGAGAAUCACACCCGGGGUAUAGCUUCCAAGAUGAUGGCUAAUAUGGGUUACUGUGAAGGAAUGGGUUUAGGUGUAUCUGGGCAGGGAAUGGUGGACCCCAUUUCUGUAAAAGCUCUUCCGCCAAAGCAAUCACUUGAUCAUGCCAUUGAUUCCCGGGAAAAUGAAGAGAAUAAGGAAAAUCGGGGGAAGAAACGAAGCAGAGGUGGGAAGAGAAAGCGUGAUAAGAAGUUUGCAGCAGCGGCUAAAGCUGCCAAGGAGGAAGAGGAAGCAGAACCAGAUGUCUUUAGUCUUAUCAAUACCCAGCUUGCUAUGCACAGUGAAGCUAUGAAUGGAAGAUCAGAGAAACAGACGAAUAAACAGUUUGGGGAAGGGAAGAGAGAAGACAGGCGGGCCCUACUUGCUUAUGACGAUGAGGUGAGGGAGCUGAGGAUGCGAGUUGAGAAGCUUGAAGAAAUGGUGAGUCGAAACAAGAAAGAGAAGGUAGUUUAUGAGGCUGCUAUGAGGAAGCUGAACGAAACGCGCAAAGCUUUGGCAGAAGCUGAGGCAGCUCACACAUCUGCGUCGAAUGCCGUCGCCAGCAAAGAAAGGGAGAAAAGAUGGCUUAAAUUUUAAAUCACUUGACAUUGUAUACGGAUAUGGUGGUAUGUUUUCUAAAUGUGAUUUUUUUUUUCUCUUGGGUUGCUUCCAAACUUUGUUGUUUUUUUUUUUUUAAAAUUAGGUUACCCUUUAGGUAUCAUGAGUUCUCUCUGGAUGAACAGAGGACUUGUUUUUCAUCUCCAUAUUGUUGGGUCCUAAAUUAUGUUAUGAUGCCAAUUUGCCAAGGCAAAUGACUUAAAUUUGUAAAAAGUUAUUGGUAUGUUCAGGAACUGCCUAGUUCUAGUUGGUUUU